This is a messenger RNA of Sitodiplosis mosellana (orange wheat blossom midge), 7952 nucleotides long. Its product is annotated as pleckstrin homology domain-containing family G member 5. Gene Ontology annotation, molecular function: guanyl-nucleotide exchange factor activity. Gene Ontology annotation, cellular component: endocytic vesicle; axon; plasma membrane. The record is from RefSeq and is a predicted model, not a curated record. NCBI's taxonomy places the organism in Eukaryota, Metazoa, Arthropoda, Insecta, Diptera, Cecidomyiidae. Bases 331 to 4179 code for a protein of 1282 amino acids. The transcript has 17 exons. Gene Ontology annotation, biological process: endothelial cell migration; Rho protein signal transduction.
AGUCAUCUUUUAUCAUUCAAUUGGAUUCGCAUGGGAUUUUUUUUUCUCUUAAGGCAUUUUCGGUAAUGUGUGUUUUUUCGCUUUGAUUACUCAACAAAAGCAGAAAAAAACCAAAAAAAAAAACUCAUUUAAAUUAGUCAAGAGUGCGGCAUAGUCGGGCGGCUUUGGAACAAUUUGAACAUUUUGAAAUCGAAAAAAGAGACAAAGAACAAAAAGUGCAGUGUAUUCAUAUUACAAUUUUAACUCUGUUAGUUAGCUGCAUUGUGUUUCAUUAGUAUUAAUUGCAAAUGGCUGCUUCUGUGAUUUAGUGAAACGUAGAUGAGAUAGAAGAUGCUUCGCACACAACCGAUUGGUGUGAAAAAUGCGAAAAAGUCGCAAAUGUCACCACCGAACGUCAAUGUAAGUAAAGCGAAAGGUACAAAGUCCGUGAAUAGCGAUAAAAAGUCGAGAGCAAGUGUAAGUGAUAUUGGCAAAAGUGGUGUCAAAUCCGUGCCAACAAUCAAAGUUCAAGGACAGAGCCGUUCCGAUAAUGUGACUCAUAUGCCGCUGAAUCCCAGUCGAUCCAAUCAAAUGGUCGACUAUGCCGACCGAACGCUUGAGCGAUCCAAAAGUUUUUUCCUCACCCGAAAAUUAUCGAAAAUCUACGAUUCUCUGACGAAUAGUAAAGAGAACCUGAAAGACAACAAUGAUUCCAGUUCGAAUACAAAGACACCGACACCGACACCGCUCAAAUUUAUACGAAGUGUCAGUUUGGCUGCCAUAUCACUAAAAAAGGAUUAUCGAAAUAGCAUGCGAAAGCCGAAAUUGGAGCAAUUGUCGGAAGAGGAUCAUCCGUUUGAUGUGCCAAUUGAGAAAACGAAGCGAAAAAAUGGGAAAAAAUCCAAGACUGCCUCCGUGGACAGUCUGUCAAGUCGUACGUCCGAAAAGUCAUCGGUGAUAUCAUCGUUCAAGCGUACAUUCAGUUUGACACCGUCUCGACGAAAGUUAUCAAAUCCAAAGUGGAGUGCGUCCCUGAUGAGCUUACAACAAAUCGAUGUUAUGAUUAGUUAUGAAGAUUGGAGCUUCAUCGAUUACGAUAAAUUCAACACAUAUGAGGAAAAUCUAAUGAACAAAAUCAAAUCAUCGAACCAAAUCAACGAUGUAUAUCGACCGAAUACGGAACGAUUUCCGGGUGUGAAAUUGCGUCCACGGUCAACUAACGAUAUGGGAAAACAACGUCGGCACAGUACGGUUUAUCAGCCAACCAUACAUGGUGACUAUGAUACAGCCAAUUGGUUGAAUGACAACCCAAACAAACGAUGGAGCAAUCCUUGCAUCGUACCAAAUACGGAAUACACGUCGUUUCCAUCAUAUGCUUCAGCUGCAAAGGUUCAAUCAUCGCUCGGUGUUGAUGAGUGUGAUUGCAGUGCGAGCACCAAUUGUUUAGAAGAAAUUCCAACCGUGUUGAUGAUGACGACGACAACCACGACGGCGACGACGAAAGUAGCUCGUUCCGUUGAUGACUUAACUGGAAAAUCUAAUGAGAAAACUGAUUUGCUAUUGCGAACGCUAAAAUCCAAAAGUCUGACGCAUUUAGAUUCGCUGGAACCACAUAAUUUGAUGCAAAACAGCGUUUUUCCAUCACAACACACAGAGGUGAACCAUUCGAACUUUUUCCGUAUUUACUUUGAUUUGAAUGCGGUAAACGAAAAGGAGGAACUAUUGCCGGCUGUGAAAGGAGCCACACUUGGACAUGUACUGAACGAACCGUUGCUUCGGCGAAAUUUAAGCAUUUCUCAAUUGGCAAUCUACGAACUGCCCGGAACGAGCGAUCUCAGAACACCGUUAACUCAACUCAGUCAUGUGAACGAUAGAACAGACACAGGAACAUUGGCUGGCAAGCACCUAAUUAUAACAGAGCAAGACGAGGCUAAGGUGUAUCACCCAACACUGCGGAAAGUUUCAUCAUUUCAGCAAUCUGACGCACCACGUCCCAUUCGACUGUAUUCGUCGGCAUCAGCUGAAGAGGCGACCGAAUCAUCACAUAAUUUCGACACAACAAAGUCCACAUUGACCACCGUAAAACCAUCAAAGCCACGCUGGUCAACAUUGUUUGGUCAAAAGAAUCCACACCAAGGUCAAUUGUGCGAAAUAUUGAACAGUUAUGCAAAGAAUGGUGUACCUCAAUCGAAAGCGUUUUCUUCGUUUGAACAUUCGGAUUUUGUACCAUCGCUGCAAUACAUCAACAACAUACAUGGUUCGUGGAAGGAAUUUGUUAACGUAUCCAAUAUGAAAGAGCAUGAAAUCAAAAUUCAGUCUGCCAUUUGGGAAUUAGUUACCACCGAAGUAGAUUACAUACAUGCGUUGCAAACGGUUACUGAGCUUUUUUUAUCCUGUUUGGAGGCAAUCCAAUCCAACCGAAUUUUAACGGACAUUGAUCAAAGCAAACUAUUUUCAAAUAUACGAGAGAUUUGUGAAGUGAACAUCAAGUUCUGGACCUUGUAUUUGUAUCCAAUGGUACAAAAUAGCAUACAAACUGGAGCAAAAAUGUGCAUCGACUACUUUCGGCCGGGUUUUGAAAACUUUUCAACGAUCUUUUCGCCGUAUAAGAUCUAUUGUGCAGAGCAGAGUCAAUGUCAGUACACUUGUAAAGAGUUAAAUGCAAGCAAUACAUUAUUCACAUCAUAUUUAGCGUGGUGUGAAGCGCAAAAACUCUGCAAUCGCUUGCGAUUGGCAGAUAUUCUAGUAAGGCCUACACAAAGACUGACUAAAUACGGAUUGUUAUUGGGAGCAAUAAGAAAGCAUGUGGUUGACGAAAAUGAUGCGGAAUCCUUGGACUUGAUGAUUCACUGUGUGGAAAGUUUUGUGUUCGGCGUGAAUACACACUUGACAAUGCGUCAAGAAAACGAGCGGCUAAAGGGUAUAAUGGCGCGUAUCGAAUCAUAUGAUGUUGUGGACACCAACAAUGAGAACUUGGAAAAGUUAUUGAAACAACACUGCAGCAUGUUUGACUUAUGUGGCCCGAUGAAAGGUUGUGCAACGCCCCAAGAACGACAUCUAUUUAUGGAAGGUGAUUUACGGUACAAAGACAGUACGACCAAGGUUGAUGUCCAUUGUUUCCUGCUGACGGAUUUACUGUUAAUCUGCAAGCCCAUCGCGAAGAAAGGAAUGGGCAAUUUAAAGGUGAUACGCCAGCCAUUUCUGACGGACAGAUUGAAAAUAGCAAUGAAAGAAAACACUCUAUACCUAAUUUAUUUGAACGAUUGGGAGCUGGCCACAUCCGCUUUUACGCUUCAAUGUUCCGAAGCACGGAAUUGGUUUGACGCCUUUACAAAAGCAAAACACAUUUAUUCAAGACUGAAACAAAGCUCACCAUUUGAUAGUUACAAUAUUAGAUAUCACAGCACGGAAACCCUAGGCAUCCGAAAAUCACCAUUGAACAGCUCAAUGGGAAGCCGACUGAGCAGUCUGAAUAAUAGCCACAGUGGCUCUGUGGAGUUGAACGAUUCGCGCAAUAUUUCAAUGGAUUAUGAAAAAGCUAGCUCAUUAUCAAGUGAUGAAAGUAUGCAAAUGUGUUCGGCCGCAGCCGUUCAAGGAUCAAGCGGACCGACAACGACAACGAACAAGAAACUGUUACAGUAUACACCAAGCACAAAGUACAGAGGCACAACCCCGAAUACGUUGCUCAUUCAGCCAUUCGUUCACUUGGGCCAAAGUUUGCCCAAUUUGAAUUUGAAUGCGUCACAAACGAUCAACAACACGCUGCUCGUACCCGGAACAUCGUCCGGCCAUUCGAAUUUAUUAUCGCCCAGUCAGCGCGGAAUCUCCUAUCCGCCUCCGUCGCCAACACGAGCAAUUUUACGUCGUGGAUUUGCAUUUUCGGCAUCGAUUAAGAAUCCACCGCUAUUAAAAUCUCGAAACAUUCAAUCUCAAAGCAGUAUAACGGCAAACGUACCAGUUCCAUUGAUUGGUGGUGCACAACCAGUGAUAACAACACCGCAAACAACCGAAACCACUGUUCAAAUCAAAGAUACAUCAAAACUACAGUAUCAUACAUCGAUAACGGGUCCAACAACAAAUCAACAACAGCAACAGCAACAGCAACCACACACACAAGUACAACAAAAAUUGAGCAAUGAAUCGAUCGAUUUGUCUUGUUCAAACCAAAAUCCGCAACCCAAAAACGAGCACAUUGUUUGACCAACGACUAACGCAAACUUGCAGCACAUCAACGGCAGACAAAACCAAAUAAAAAAUCGUAUUUGUAAUUACGUUAAGCGAUUAUGUCUUAUAUUAUUUUUUUGCUUUUGAGAUUGUGAUUCUAGUAUUACUCUGAAUUAAAUUUCCAACAUUGCAUAGGAGCUACUGGUAGCGUUUUAUUGCGAAUUGGAGCGCAAGUCACACAGGCCGCCGAACCGAGCCACAAACAAUAAGAUACCCAAGAAUAAGAAGAGGGAGAGACGAAAGAGAAAAAAAAGAAGAGGAGCAAAUAGAAAGAAAACAAAACGAAAACAUACACACACUCGGCGCAAGCAAAAUAGUCUUGAAUUCAAGUAUUUUCUUCUUUUUUUCCAUUGCAAGCGUCUAAUUGUUAGAUUUGAACGCGUUUUUAUGGCACGGAGUGGUGUGAGUUAAAUUGGAUAGGGAGAGAGAAGAAAGAAAGCUUCAGAUGAAAUACCCCGGAACGGUUGAGUUGGUUAUCGUUAAAGGCGAACUGAGCAUACUCGUGUUGCUAUACAUACCUUCCUAAUAUAACUCAAUGUCGAUUUGGUGCGUGAUAUUAGAGUGUUUAUUUCAAUAUGCCAGUGACCAGCGAACAAAAAAAAAAUCAUAAUUAGAUCGCAAGUAUAUUUAUACAAUUUCUCAGCUGUGCUUGUGGCAAUGUUAUCAGGCAAAGGAAAAAUCGAAACAACAGUAAGCAAAACGUGCAAAAAACACACACACACAUUUUUUUGACAAAACAUACGAUUUUCAAAUUUAAAAAAAGGGGAAAAAAUAUUUCGUUUCAAUAUUUAAGUGUAUAUUUCACGUAACAUACAAUUGUGUUUAAUACAAUACUAAUUCGUUAAGAAUUCUAGUUUCAAAGUGUAGAAUUUAGAUGGUGAUAGCAGAAUUCAUUGACAAUGACUACUUUGAGUAUUUUAAAUAAAUUUAAAGCAGAAACAAAAAAUGUAUUUACUUAGUGAAAACAAUGGCUCUAAAUAACAAUAUAGUAAAUGGAAUUAGCGUUGAAAGCACUACCAUUAGUUGAUAGCGAAAAUGAUGCACAAGAUGCAAACGAAACAAAACCAUAUGAAAUUACGUAGGAAUAGCGCGCGACGCGUAAUAUAGAGUCGCUUUUUAAUUGUGAAUGUGUGCAUGAAGAGAUAAUUCAGGCGGAUUUUUUUUUUUGGCAAAAUUUUACAAUUUUUACAUGAUUUGCUUUGUUAAACCAGAAAAGAACACGACCAAUAGCUAAAUUGGGUAGAAAAUACGUUUCGCUUCCAUGUUUAAUUUAAAAGAAAUUAUCAAAAAAAAUUAGCGGCGAAAAAUUAAUUUAAACAAUGUUUUUUCCUGGUUAAAAGCACAAACGGAAAAAAAGCGUCCCAUUGCUAUUUUGCAGGUUUUUGAAUGUGUAAUAAUUUUCUCCAGUUUCGUUCUACUUUCCAUUUCUUCCUGUCUCAAGUAGCAAGCAACGUCGAGCCCGAACAACUGCACUAACUAAACGAGUGUCACUUUGUUCGCUCUCCAUUCACAUUGUUCAAGGGCUGCUUGAAUUGAGUUUGUUUUGUUAAGCCAAAUUAAGGUAUGAUUUGCUUAAUAAUAUGUUGUAGUAUGAUUUAAUGGGAAUGAAGCUCUUUUUAUUCCAAACUUCAAACAUGCGCUUUCCAACAAAUGAAUAGAACUCUAUGUCUUUCACGAUUUUUUUUUUCCUCCAACGAAAUUCAUUUGUGAUGAUGAUGAUGAUGAUGAUGAUGAUGAUUUUUCUUCCUUCGAGCACAAAAAAAAGAACCAGAUGAGAGAGAUAAGAAUAAAACCACUAGACUAUCAAAAGGAGAAUUGCGUGUCAUUGCGAGUGCUGUUGUAAACAGCUGCAGCACUUAGUGAACUGAAGCUAACAAGCAAGACACCGGCAUUUUGCGAAAUUCGAAACAUUCUCAUAACACGGAAAUUACUAUUGGAACAAAUCACAUAAACAUAUAUACGAUAUAUCAUUUGAUAUUUUGUUGACAUCUCUGUUAACAACAACAACAACAACAACCAAACAUAUUCCAGCUACUAUCUUCAUCAUAUCACAUCUCACAUUUAUCAUUACAUUCGAUCUGAUCAAUAAAUACUACACAAACAUCACAUAUACAAGAUGAUUCUAUUUAUUGAAUGAGUUUGUUAUUGUUAUUGUUAUUGAAUGAACACACGCAAUACAUACACAACAAUAGUUCGAUAGUCGUCGUAUUUUCAAAGCAUGAAACUUUAAUUUCAAAACUUUUCUGGAAAUUGGAUCAUUUUGAAAUAGAUGAAAGGACUUCAUUUACGUAGAAAAAAAAAGUUUUUAAUUUUUUGGAAUUUUAAUAUAUCUAAAUAUCUGGUGUCUGACUCUCAAACGAACGGAAUAAAAAUGCGAAAAAAAAUCUUUUCAACAUAUCAAUAUUUUGAUGUAUGUAUUCUAAAAUCUGCAUAGCUUUAAAAACAAAACUCUAACAAAUAAGUGUAGUUAAAUUGGUAUGCAUUAACGAGUCACACACACGAUUUCACCGCUUUGUAUCUUCAAGUUAAUUCGCAGUCACAGAUUUGUUAAUAGAUAAAUAGAAGAAGAGGAUUAUACACAUGUUGCGAAUUGUACCUUUAUAAUGAACAAAGAGAGAAAAAAACACAAAUUGUAACCUUAAAUUAAGAGAUUGAUUUAUGUUGAAAAUUCACCGUUGAACAUGUAUACUCUUUUUGAGGCGUUUGGUCAAAAUCAUGAUUAGAAUCCGGUUUACUUUUUAGCAUUUAGCGACAACACAUACACAUACGCCCACAUCUAUCACACACACACACACAGAAAAACCCUAAAACUGUGAAUUUGUCACGAAAUACGAAAUUUGCCCGAAGCGAAUCAAAUGCAUAUUGUAUUUCAUGCGGUGUUUUCCAUUCGUUUGAAUAGUGAUUGGGUGUCAGUUACAAAUAAGAAGGACUUGAAACAAUUAUCACAAAAUGGAAUGAAGAAGAGAACGAGCGAAGAAACAGCGGCGAAAACCAUUUCAAUUCACUUUGACAUUGAGAUGUAUGUAAAUGUGAAACUAUUUAUCUCUGUUCUCGAUAUCAAAACACUGUUUAUCGUCACACAUGUAAUAUAUGAAUGAGCUUCACAUACCUGAGAAGAAAAAAAAGCACAUAGAGAUUACUCUUACCGUAGACGAAAUUCGAGCCAUUGCGUAGCUCUCUAAUUAUAAUCGGGCUGCAUAUGGAAUGAAUAUCAGUUUCUCCGAAAUUUCGUGCACAUCUCUUUGAUGUUACGUUUGCUUUAAGGGUUUUAAAUAGGGAGAGAGAGAGAGCGUUACUUCGAUUGGGAUGUGCAUGUCGCACAUGGGCGGUUCAAGCUAAUUCUCUUCUUCUCCUUCUUUUUUAUUCGUUCCAUUUGAAUAUUUUAAAUGCGAACGAACUUUUCAAUUAUUUCAAUAGUGAAUUUUAUUGUUCUCUGUCUGAAUUUGUCCAAUAACAGAAUUAAAACCUAGUGUGUUUCAUUUUGAUAACAUUUUGUGAUUCGAAUAAACAUUUUUUUUUGGUUUGGUUUGGUUUGAUUUGAUUUGAUUUGUAAACAGUCUAACAACGAUAUAGAAAUUGAUAAAACAAGUAAAUAAGAAAUAUAAAUAGCAUAAUAUCGAAAUGUUUCACAUCAUUCCGAUUCAGAAAAAGUUUUGUUUCUGUUUUUCCUGGUCUAAUACAAUUUGUUCGUCCUUCUGUUUAUAUUUGACACAAUAAAAUAAAUACGAUAUGUAAUUAGAACGAUGUUA